This is a messenger RNA of Owenia fusiformis, 1661 nucleotides long. NCBI's taxonomy places the organism in Eukaryota, Metazoa, Annelida, Polychaeta, Sabellida, Oweniidae. The record is from the annotation of a GenBank genome assembly.
CUCCGCUCGAAAAGUCAGAGUAAGAAUGCGUUUAACAACUGCACCAGCAAAAAGAUACCAACCGCACUUUUAUUAAAUGUUACAAUUUGGAACAUUUAUUGGAUACAUGUCUGUUCGGAUAUUUCCGGAGAUUUUUCUUUAAUAUUCAAUAUUGAAAGAUAGGAAGUACAACUACUUAGCUUAAUAGAACACAACAAUUCAAACGAUUGGAUUCUAAAAUUAAAAAGAUAACCGAAAUGGAGGGAUUAACCAAUUUCGUCAGUAAAUCUUUUGAUGCAAGUCGACUAUUGCAAGAUGCGAUCCUCAUGAGAGAGACGCGCACACCUGACGAAAACCACCAUACAACAGAAGUUGCGCAUGCGACAAAACAAGACAGUCACAGGUUAAAACAAGCCUCCCCUAAAGAACUCCCAGAAAACAAGCACUCGGUUGAAGCUAUACUAAGUGACACUUAUAAACCUAAGAUUAAUACAAUAAACGAUCUUUCCAUGAAAAGUCGACAAUUUCAGUUCACUCAAAGAGACAUUAUGACGACAAACGAAACGAAAGAAACAAAUAAAAAUCAUUCCAUCUCCAAAACAGAAGAACUUAAAAUUGACGUAGAAAAUGACGACUUUAGCGACACCUAUAAUGAACCUAAAGAUAUGACACACCUCAAAGAAGAUUCAGAUGAUGACACACCCAAACUUAAACAAAGACGAAGCCGCACAAACUUCACUCUUGAACAGUUGAAUGAACUGGAACGCUUAUUUGAUGAGACGCACUACCCAGAUGCCUUCAUGCGCGAGGAGCUCAGUCAGAGACUAGGGCUUUCAGAGGCAAGAGUGCAGGUUUGGUUCCAGAAUCGACGAGCAAAAUGCAGAAAACAAGAAAGCCAGAUUCAUAAAGGAUUGAUACUUGGUUCAACACCACCCUCUAUAGAUGGAUGUAGAGUUGCUCCGUAUGUGAAUAUGCCCUCGAUGCGCAUGGCAUUUGACCGAUUACAUCUUCCUCAUAUAAAUCCAUAUGACGGGUCACAUGCGUCACAUCCGGCUCUUCCAUCGAUGCUGUUCUAUCCACCACCCCCUUAUCCUUUGAAUCUCAGCGCACUCGCGGACAGUAGUUUCAAGGCCACUAAAACUUCAAGCAUAGCAGAUUUAAGACUGAAAGCAAAGCAACACACUGCUUCAUUAGGUCUUAAAUGAGACCAUGCACUCAUAUGUAAACAGUAAUCUUAACUUUGGCCACCAUUUUAUUAAGUAAUUGGCUUUCUGCUGAUAUCAGCAAAUAAGAGGUCACUUUGCAAGCUACAGUGAGGCUUCGAGUAUCACAACUGAGAUCUUCUUCUAACCCCUAUCAGGACUUUUGAACCAAUGGAACAACGCACGUCAUACGAUGCCAAUUCUGUUACCAUGGACGUAAGAAAUGCGUGUAUGAUGACCAACGCAUUUCAUUAACGUUUUAGUUAUCCUAUCAGAUGACAAUAUGUCAAGAAACAAUGCAUAUUGCAUAUUGCCAACAAAACAGAAAUGUGAGAUAUAUAAAAAAGACACCAUCAUACCUCUACUUUAUAUUGCAAUAUGGCAAGUGAUUUAAGACGGUCAUAUCUUUCACCAUGAGCACUUUCUGGGCAUAAAUACAGUGGUUUUAUUGGAACAAUAUAUUUUCUUUCAAGUGAAGUC